AUGCAGUUCACGACGAGCGUGAGAUUAAUUCACGCUCUGCUGGCGCUGCACAGUCUUACUGCGGUCACUGCAGCGCAAGCACUCUCGAUAGACUCGAACGGCUGCUACUGGACGUCAACAGUGGUCUUUGGCAACAUCACCAGCUCGAGCACCGUCCCGAACACGUUCAGCACUACUAGUGGUGGACGGUCGAUAUCGCCUAUUCUCCCGUCGUCGACGGUAUCAAAUCCCAGCACCAGCGAAUCAAUCGUCCCGACAACCAGUGGGCCGCCGAUCAUCACGACUACAUCAAGUCUCGCCUCUAGCGAGUCGACGGCUUCUUCCUUCUCGAGCACCCUGCCCACUGCGACACCUCCAGCUCCUGCGUCAACCCUUUUCCGCAUCACUGUCAGCGGCUUCAACGCCAGACUCCGACCCCGCGCCCCUAGCUACCUCUCCUUUAAUGGGGAGAAUGCUUAUCUCAUCGCAGACGAAGAGUUGUCCGGAAUCUUCGUCCUUACUUCUGAUGGCCAGCUUCGGACCGGCGACGCAACCGUUGGCAUAAAUGGCAGAACGGGAUCAUUGCCUCUGAGGCGUUUUCCGGGGUUGACUCAGCCUAGUGGUUACAUCUGGUAUUUCAACGACACAAGGCUGGUGUUUGGCGAAAAUCUCGCCUUCUCGGCACUUAGUGACGGGCAGAUGUUUGUAACAUUUCCUGGCGGUCAGCCCCCUACAGGCGCUGUUCAGCUUGGUCUAGAGCCAGAGUUCGUGGAGACAAUGACGAGUUCGACUCUUUCAACGACUUCAAACCUCGCUAGCAUGAGCUCAAGUCCUGGUACAGGGGCAAUGACAACCACCACAUAUAUGGAGACGAGCGUGUCAAGGCCGGCGACCGGCGGGCCUUAUUCUACUACUCCUAGCAUUCCUUCAAGCCAGGUUACCAGUUCCACCACAACACCGGGCGCUUUAUCUCCAUCAGCCAUGACCCCGGACCAGCCUCUGACCUCGUCGACAACAGCAUACACCACUACUGUACUACUGCCUCAAUCCACUUCAGUCGCAGCUAGCGGCGCAUCGUCUUCGACUUCGCUGACGCCCAGUCCGUCCCUUUCCAGUAACACGAUCAUCUCAAGUUCGAGUGGCAGUACGACAACAAUACCUCCUAGCGUAGCGAGCUCGUCGUCCGCCGCGCCAAGCACCACUGUUCAGGGCAAUCCAACAACCCUAUUGUCUUCGACAACGACAAAUGUGUUGACCUCCAACGCCAUAGCUUCGUCUUUACCCGCGACGUCAGCAUCAUCCACGAUGUCACCUUCAUUAGGGACGACCAUCUCCUCCACCACUUUGACGAAUGGCCCGUCAAGCUCCAUGACGAGCUCCAGAGUCACAACAGCGGUCACGUCAACACAGCCUCAACCACUCUCGACCACUUUGUCCCCAUCUGCUCAAAGCACCAACGCCCAUUCGUCAUCGAGCGUGGCAAAUCCCAAUCCAACCAGCAUCACGACCACAACGAGAAGCCCAAGCAGCACUUCUUCAUCCCUGCCCACCUCCACGCCCACAAGCUCACCCUACCCAGCCAAACGCGGCCUCGCCUACCGCAACGUGACCACCCUCCAAUACUACCCACCACCGUCGCCCUACAUCUCGUGGACCUACAACUACUACUCGCUCCCCAACGCGUCCGACGACGUAGGAGCGUACCCCUACCCGUCCGCGCCCUACCGCUUCAUCCCACUCCUCUACAACGACGCGCCGUCACUGACCUCGAUCUGGUCCUCCAACGUCAACUUCAGCAUCACGCACUACGGGACGGACGCCAUCUUCGGCUUCAACGAGCCCGACGCCAACUUCGACGGGCAAUCCGCCAACAUGCCCGUGGCGCAGUCCAUCCAGGGUUACGCCACCUUCAUGGAACCGUUCGCCGGGCGCGUCCGCAUCGGUUGCCCCGCCGUGACCAACACGGGCGGCGGCAUCGCGUACCUGGAACAGUUUCUCGGCAACGCGAGCCUCCACGGUCUCACCCUCGACUUUAUCAACCUGCACUGGUACGCCAGUCCGUACAACAUUGACUAUUUCCGCGAGUUCGUCACCCAGGCGUAUAGUUUGAGUGUGCUUUAUUCGCCGAACAUUACGUCGCGGUACGUCGACACGCGGAACGGCGGUGAAGCGUUGCCCGUGUGGAUCACCGAGUUUGGCCUGGAUCAGAACAAUUACGACUGGGCUACUAAUGUGGCGUUUCUGAAGAAUGCCUCGCGCUGGAUGGACCAGCAGGUCUGGGUCGAGCGGUAUGCUUGGUUUGGCAAUUUCCCCGGCGGUCUCACGAGUUAUGGCGCGCCCACGACGGGGAUGCUUUUGAACACGGAUGGGAGUGGGCGGAGUGCGUUGGGCGAUGUGUGGUAUCGGUAUAACGGGACUAGUUAA
Molecule: messenger RNA, 2403 nt
Organism: Cladophialophora carrionii CBS 160.54
Lineage: Eukaryota; Fungi; Ascomycota; Eurotiomycetes; Chaetothyriales; Herpotrichiellaceae
Exons: 2
Coding region: 1-2403 (800 amino acids)
Biological process (GO): fungal-type cell wall polysaccharide metabolic process
Cellular component (GO): fungal-type cell wall
Source: RefSeq, a predicted model, not a curated record